AUGGGAAAGCGCAUUAUCGUCACUGGGGGUUCUGGCAAAGCCGGCCAAUACAUAAUCUCAUACCUCUUAGGCCAGGGUCAUGACAUCCUCAAUCUGGACCUGGCUCCCCUCCCGGGAAACCUAGGUGAUCGCGUACACACCAUGCGCGUUGAUCUCACCGACGCUGGCCAAGUAUACAGCGCCUUUGGCUCGCACUUCCAUUUAACAGAGCCAUUCCGUGAACCACUAGGCCUAGUCCCGGACGCAGUAAUCCAUCUCGCCUCAUACUCACGGAACAUGCUUGUCCCUGACACCGAGACAUUCCGCUGCAACACCACGUCACAAUACAAUGUCAUCGAAGCAGCGUCCAGAAUGGGUAUCAAAAAGAUCAUCCUAGCGAGCUCAGUCUCCGUUUACGGGAUCGCGUACGGCGAGGGUGAUCUCGAAUAUCCAUCUUUCCCAGUAGAGGAAGACGUCGACGCGAACCCGAUGGAUACAUACGCCAUCUCAAAAAUAUGCGGAGAGCGCGUGGCGCGUGGUUUCGCACGUCGGUAUGGCUCCGAUAUCUAUGUUCUUCGGAUCGGGAGAAUUGUGGCGCCGGAGGAGUACAAGGAGGAGAUGUUUGAUUCUUAUGUUAAGAAGCCGGAGGACUGGGCUGUGCAUGGUUGGUCUUAUACUGAUGCGAGAGAUUUGGGGCAGAUUUGUGAUCUGGCUGUUCAGAAGGCUGGACUGGGCUUCCAGGUUUUCAAUGCUGUGAAUGAUGAAAUCACGAAUUAUGAGCCGUCCGUUGCGGAAUUUCUCAAGCGAGUUGCGCCUAACACUCCGUUCACGAGGGACAUGGGCGCAAGGGAGGCUCCUAUUCCUAAUAGGAAGAUUAAGGAGUUGUUGGGCUUUCGUCAGAAUCAUCCUUGGCAGAAGUACUAUGAGUGA
Molecule: messenger RNA, 909 nt
Organism: Penicillium odoratum
Lineage: Eukaryota; Fungi; Ascomycota; Eurotiomycetes; Eurotiales; Aspergillaceae
Product: NAD-dependent epimerase/dehydratase family protein
Exons: 1
Coding region: 1-909 (302 amino acids)
Source: RefSeq, a predicted model, not a curated record